UAGCGGUCAGUAGAUUAGUGACGACGGUCAGGGAAACAACGCGUUAGUACAUCGAUAAAUUUUUUAGAGACAUUUUCUAUGAGAAAGAUGGGAAUUACUGCGGGAGUGGUUUUGGCAAGUUGUGUCCUUGUCACACUUGCCACAGCUUCUUCCUCACCUGGCACGACGGAAAUCCAAUACUUCAUCGUGAAUGCGUACAAUAUACCAAAUCGUGACCUUCCGGGUGAUCUGAGUGACCCCUACUUGGUUAUCAAGAACAGAACAGGCGGCACCGUCUAUAGGUCAAACUAUCAAGAUAACAAGAUAAAUGCGACCUUCGACCCGGUCUCUUUUAACGUGCUACCUAACGAGAUGUAUCACAUCGAUAUUUUGGAUCGCGAUCCCAUAAGUGAUGACGAGACUUGUGGCAGUGUCUACGUACUGGGGCACAGUCUGGUGGGAAGUCCCCAUAAUUUGUCUAACCCAAGUGGGGGUGGGUCGUGUUUCGCUGGAAAUUUCCAACCCUCCCACCAACAACUACAAGUACAACGACAACUACAACGACCUUACGGACGACAACCAUUCAAGCAACAACGACACCGGAACCAACAACCACCCUUAGAACGACUACAACCACACAGCCCGGUUGUGUCACAUGUGCCGCGGUAAAGUUUGAGUUGGCCGGUAUGAUUUUUGCUAUAGCGGGAAUUUUGUCUCUGGGGAUAUCCCAAUGAUUAAAGUGGGCGGGUAGCGUACGAACACACAUCAACGUAGAUGAAAAUAUAUAAGUGACUUAUAUGAUUUCAGCAAGAUUAUAUAUUGCUGACAUUAGCAAUAAAAUUUAAUUUAAUAAUAUCGAAUAAUUCGAUCGGAA
Molecule: messenger RNA, 853 nt
Organism: Folsomia candida
Lineage: Eukaryota; Metazoa; Arthropoda; Collembola; Entomobryomorpha; Isotomidae
Exons: 3
Coding region: 79-648 (189 amino acids)
Source: RefSeq, a predicted model, not a curated record